GCAGCUGGUGUUCUGCUCGUUGGCGGUUCUGGCGGAGGAACGGAACCCGCUGGAGUGUCUGGACGCGUUCGGAGCUACAGGCAUCAUGGGCCUCCAGUGGGCCAAACACCUGCGUAACGCUGUCAGAGUCACCAUAACGGACAUCAGCGACACCUGCGUCAAAAUGAUCAAAGAGAACUGUGAGCUAAACAACAUCCGGGUGGACGGAGGCCAGCGAGGACCCCGGGGCCCCGACCGGGCCGGUGCCGAGGCUGAGAUGACUCCUGUCGCUACCGUGGAGGUCGCCAAGAUGGAUGCCAACGUCAUCAUGCAUCUGCGAUCUUUUGACUACAUCCACCUGGAACCGUUUGGUACUGCUGUGAACUACCUGGACGCCGCCUUCAGGAACAUCCGUAACCUUGGCAUUAUCUCCAUAACGUCCACGGACACAGGUUCGCUGUAUGCCAAGUCGCCCAGCGUCACGCUGCGUCACUAUGGCUGCCACAUCGUUCGUACCGAGUACUACAAGGAGCUGGCAGCACGCAUGCUGGUGGCCUCCGUGUGCAGGGCGGCUGCACGCUGCAACAAAGGCAUCGAGGUGCUGCUGACGGUGGCGCUGGAGCACUUUGUCCUGGUGGUGGUGAGAGUUCUUAGAGGCCCGUCGCAGGCGGAUGAGUCAGCCAAGAAGUUACGGAAACUGAUGCAUUGUCAGUGGUGCGAAGCGAGGGUGUUCCUGAAGCUUGGAAACAUGGUGGACGACACGCUGCCCUGUGACUGUCAUGGAAGUCUGCCUGGGAAGACGGCGGUGCAGCUGGGACCUCUGUGGUCCGGACCGCUCUUCAACACUGGCUUCCUGAGAAAGAUGCUGUCUGCUGCCGUGAGGCACAGCAUGGAAGACAUCCAGCCACUUGUCAAAACGCUGAUCUGCGAGUCUGAGGGCACCACCCUCAAGUCUCUGGUCCAUGGGUCAUCAGUCCUCACCAGCCAGGCGGAGUGUGGAGUUGUUAUUAAGACGUUACAGAGUGGAGAUGAGGCGAGACUCGCUGACCUGACUGGUAAAAGGAAAAGCGGGGAGGAAUCUGGGAACGUCCUGAAGAAGCUGAAGCCUGAUGCGUCUCUGGAACAUCCUCCUUUCUACUACAGCAUCCACCGACACAGCAUCAGAGGCAUGAACAUGCCCAAGUUGAACAAGUUCCUUCAGUACCUGAUGGAGGCCGGCUUCAGGGUGAGCCGGACUCACUUUGACCCGACGGGGGUUCGCACCGACGCCACGCUGCAGCAGUUUAAGUCCGUCCUCACCAAGUACAGCGUCCCCACCUUCACCAAGGCCGCCACGUCCACGCAGACUAGCGUGAGCUCGGAAAACCCCGCCUGAACCGGCUGAAUCACCGGCUCUGCUGGUCCUUCAGCAGCUUCCGGAUUCUGUCCGUUUCGUUAGGAAUGUCUUCUCUUUUUGGCUUUUUAAACACAAUAAAAUCUUUGUGGAAAGCA
Messenger RNA from Nothobranchius furzeri (turquoise killifish), 1470 nucleotides. NCBI's taxonomy places the organism in Eukaryota, Metazoa, Chordata, Actinopteri, Cyprinodontiformes, Nothobranchiidae. The record is from RefSeq and is a predicted model, not a curated record.